Messenger RNA from Suillus bovinus, 1371 nucleotides. RefSeq lists its product as uncharacterized. The transcript is spliced from 6 exons. The record is from RefSeq and is a predicted model, not a curated record. Lineage: Eukaryota; Fungi; Basidiomycota; Agaricomycetes; Boletales; Suillaceae. The coding region runs from base 1 to 1371 and encodes 456 amino acids.
AUGUCUUACACUUCCUUCAAUGCUCAGAUGUACAAGACUUGGUUGUUCAACAACAAGAAAAAGAAGGAAAGGAAGGACAUGAUAAAGUAUGGGAGGAAAUGGAUGCCUAGGAUGGUGAUCUACCAGGAGAAUCAGGAAGAGGUGCUGAAGAGGAUCGAGGAUGAGUCCGGGGCAAAGCCAGGAGAUCCUGGUAUGUUCAAGCAUUAUCAGGCGGCUGUGAAGAGAGUCAUGGCUGAACUGUCCGAUGACGAGUUGGAGAAGGCGAAAGAAACCGUCGAAGAAUGGUCCAACAACUGUCCUCCUUCCAAGAUACAAGCACAGGUCGCCUGUAAGAAGGGACCUGCAUAUAUGGAGCACUUUUUGAAGGAGAUGUGGAGGCAAUGCGGGAUGAGAGUGUUUGUGUUGUCAGCUUGGAAGAAUGAACAGGGCGAGGUGCUGUUCGGGAUGCACGAUGAUAAUGAGGCAUUAGGAGAUGGGGACAGCUUCAUGAAGACAAAGGACUGGGAGGACAUUGAGCCUGGUGUGGCAGGAGUAUGCGCAGGAACAGUGCCGGGAGCACGGGAAGGUGGCCGACAGAUGAAGGGAGGUCGCAAGAGAAUCCGAAAACCAGCCUUCGAGCUCGACACUGAUGAGGAUGGGAUGCCAUUGCUUCCGGACAUCACCGAAACAAAACUCGAGGAGAAGAAGGCCAUAGUCAGGGCUUUUCUCACAUUGCACUAUCAGGAUUUGUUCGGGGAUCGACAAGGCACGGAUGUCGACUUGAAGGAGCCUUCCAAGUUGCAAAAUUGGGACAUGACAGCCCUCCUCAAUUUCUGGUAUGCUCGGCAGGAGAAAGGCGAAGGAUCAACAUUCAUGUUCAAAGCGUGGAAGAACAAAGAUGGCGACAUGGUAGCAUCAGGUCGUAUCAGGCAGGUCGCCUUCCCAUCGGACAGGGUAAAGUCAAAAACACGCAAAGGUGAUUUCGGGAAUGACACUCAUUAUACAGAUGAUGAUGAUGAUGAUGAUGAUAAUGACUCGGCUGAUGGUAGAUCACCGAAAAAGAGAACCAGAACCAGAGAAGGUCCUUCAUCAUCACAUGCAGAGACGGCAAUCCCACUGUCAAUUCCGAAGCCUCGCCCUGUCAAGCUGGCAAAACGUGGUGCACUGCUGACAUCGCGAAUGGGCAACCUCCUGGCAGGGUUAACCAACAGCAACACUGGUGAUGUUGAUGAUGAUGUUGCAAUGGAAGGGAGGAAAACAUCGCCGGCUCCAAAAAGGAUGCAGGGAAAGACAGCUGUGAUUGAGCCAUCGGCGAGGACCACCCGGAGUAAGUCGACGCCAAAGCCAUUAGACAGUACUCCUCAGGUGACAAGAGCGAGAGGAAGGAAGUGA